GGAAGAAAAGGAUUAGCCUAAGCCUCCUUCCUUCCUUCUUUGACAGCUCUCUCUUGCCUUAAAGCUAGUUGUUUCCCUUUUCCGCUUUCUCAUUUCCAGAGGAAUAAAAACAGAGCCAGCCAGCCAGCCCACUGCUACUACUACUCUCUCCUCAAGUAACCCUCUUCAUUUUCCUUCUUAGAAACCACUAGGAACCAAGAAAAAUAGUCUCUUUGCCAUGUUCAUACACACAUAAAUAUCUAUACCCUUUUGGUUGUUUUCUCUGUAUUUUUUUGAUUUUGAGUUCUAAAACUUGGGCACCACGAAUAUAUAUCUCUCUCUCUCUCUCUGUUUUUGACGAGCGCAGCAAAAGUUGAAAAGGGUGUAUCCGGAUGAAGGAAAUGAAGAAAGAAAAAAUGGUGCACCAUCUCCACCACCAUAGGUAUAACCAUUGGAGAAAAGGGCAAGAUUUCGAUGAUGAUGAAGAGUCUCAGACUCUUGUUGUGAUGGACUGUGGGAGCUUUGGUUAUUACAAGAGAACAAGGCCUACGCUUGUGUCUCUCCUUCUCCUUUCUCUUCUCUCUUGCGUCUUUGUAUUGGCUCCUCACUUCUUUGGUUCUUCCUCUACCUUCUCUCUCUCAUAUUCACCUCGUGAUGAAACUGAAGAACUUUCUUCUGAUUUGAGUGUAAAAACUCCAUUUUCUCUUGACUCUAAUGGAACUAUAUUUUGUGAUAGAAGCGGUUACCGUUCUGAUUUUUGUAUCAUGAAAGGGGAUGUACGGACACACUCAGGCUCCUCUUCGGUUUUUGUGUAUGGCUCCAGAGACACUAGCAGCUACAUGGAUUUUGUUUCCACCAUUGUUGAGGAAGGAGGAGAAGAAGAAAAACGUGGAGAGCUUCAGCAUGAAAAGGUCAAACCUUAUACCAGAAAAUGGGAAACCAGUGUUAUGGACACCAUUGAUGAAAUAGACCUUAUUUCAAGGAAACCCUCUGCUAAAAAGGACCAUCAGUGUGAUGUGAACCAUGAUGUUCCAGCGGUGUUUUUCUCAACAGGUGGCUAUACAGGGAAUGUUUAUCACGAAUUCAAUGAUGGGAUUUUGCCAUUGUUCAUUACUUCAAAGCAUUUCAACAAGAAAGUUGUGUUUGUUAUCUCUGAGUAUCAUAAUUGGUGGGUUACAAAGUAUGGAGAUGUUCUUUCCCAGCUCUCUGAUUACCCUCCAAUAGAUUUUAAGGGAGAUUUGAGGACCCAUUGCUUCCCAGAAGCCAUUGUUGGCCUCAAGAUCCAUGGUGAUCUCACUGUGGACCCUUCGUUGAUGGAAGAGAACAAGAGCGUUGUUGACUUUCGAAACGUCCUCGACAGAGCUUACUGGCCUAGGAUUGAAGGUCUAAUUCAAGAUGAAGAAAGGGAAGCACAGGAGAAGCUUGCUCAAUCUCCAUCAGAAACAUUGCCAAAGAUUAAGCAGAGAGUGUCAAAAGACAGAUUGCGCAAGCCUAGGCUGCUGAUCUUAGCUCGAACCGGUUCGAGAAUGAUAACAAACCAGGAUAUGGUGGCGACAAUGGCCGAGAAGAUGGGGUUUGAAGUUGUGAUUCUGAGUCCAGACAGAACAACAGAGUUGGCCAAGAUUUAUCGAGCUCUCAAUUCGAGUGAUGUGAUGAUUGGAGUCCACGGUGCAGCCAUGACACACUUCCUGUUCAUGAAGCCUGGCUCAGUGUUCAUCCAAGUUGUUCCUCUUGGAACUGUUUGGGCUGCAGAGACUUACUAUGGUGAACCUUCAAGAAAGCUUGGAUUGGAGUAUAUUGGGUACAAAAUCCAUGCCACAGAGAGCUCAUUAUAUGACAAGUAUGAUGAAAAUGACCCUGUUCUUAAAAAUCCAAAUAGUGUCACCAAAAAGGGGUGGCAAUACACAAAAAGUAUCUAUCUUGAUGGCCAAAAUGUGAGACUUGAUCUCACAAGAUUCAGAAAGCAUUUGAUGCAUGCUUAUAAAUACUCGGUCUCUAGGAUAACAAGGAAGAGCAGCAAUCGACAUUUCCAGUCACAGUAAAUUUUUCAUUGUUCUGAUCACAUCUGAUUUGAACAAUAUAUUCUUUUACCCUUUACACAGUUCUAAUGGUUGAUAUGAUUAUUUGUGGGGUUGUAGAUUUGUGGACAUAAAGAUAAAAUUGGGGGAUAGGGAGAAAAUUGUUUGUACUUAUGUAGAAAUUCAUGGUCGGAUUAUAUGUAAAACCUUUUGUAAAUUCAGCAUCAUUCAAAAUCAUAAAUAAUAACAUCCUGUACUUUUUGGUAA
Molecule: messenger RNA, 2264 nt
Organism: Humulus lupulus (European hop)
Lineage: Eukaryota; Viridiplantae; Streptophyta; Magnoliopsida; Rosales; Cannabaceae
Product: xylan glycosyltransferase MUCI21-like
Exons: 3
Coding region: 372-2021 (549 amino acids)
Molecular function (GO): glycosyltransferase activity
Source: RefSeq, a predicted model, not a curated record